Molecule: messenger RNA, 1080 nt
Organism: Thermothelomyces thermophilus ATCC 42464
Lineage: Eukaryota; Fungi; Ascomycota; Sordariomycetes; Sordariales; Chaetomiaceae
Exons: 2
Coding region: 323-922 (199 amino acids)
Source: RefSeq, a predicted model, not a curated record
AGAAAAAAAAAAGAUAAAUAAACCGAAAAGAGAAAAAAGUAUUAGACACAAAACCCAUGUCAGCAACCUCCAAAUAUACACCUCCUCCAGGAUUCUGAAUCCUAGCGUGGUACGUGGGUCCUGCGCCAAAAAAGCUACUAGCGGCAAGUACCGCGCUAGGAUUCAGAAUCCUGGAGGAGGUGUACAUUCCCAGCACCGAGGCUUCUCCGCCUGGUAACGCAGAGCACGUGACCAAGCUCUUUGAAUCCCUGUCAUGGUCAACAUCCAUCUUCGGCCAUUCUCAUAACGCGAUCUUCGGCGUGGUUACGUCCUUCGCGCCAAAAUGGCGGGUGCGCCACUCAGAGUGCCCCAGAUUAGCCAGGCUGAAAUGGCCGCCUUCCACAGCGCGCAUUUCUCCAAGUUCUCGAGGGAUCAUUUCGAAGCCCACUUCCUCCGGCCUGAACAUCAGCCUGCCAGCACAGCCACUUACGAUGGGGCAGAUGGUGAUGGCGAAGAAUACUACGAAGAGGAGGAGGACGAUGGGCUCGGCUACUAUCCCGACGGCGUCAAACGAACCCUUACCGAUGAGCAAAUCGCCAUCUUUAGACACUCCGAGAUUGAGGCUCUGCGCCGCGCACGAGAGUCUUCCCCUUCCAAAAGGCCCAAGAACACGGAAUCCAGCGAAGAUGCAACGCAAGAUAUGUCAGAAGAAGGCGAGAUCUCGUCGGCAACGCCACCCCCCACCGCGAAGAGAUCCAAGAAGCAGCGGAAGCGCGGCAAAUCAAAGAACAAGGCCAACAGCGGGGGAGAGCCAAUCGAUUUGCGCAAGCGAACUUGGGACGUGGUAGAUAAAGGCCUGCCCACGCUCGACUACGGCGAAGAUAAUCUGGAGCCAGUCGAAACCGGCACAUUUCAGCGACGUCGCAUCUCGUACGAGGACUGAGGGGAGGGUUACACAUUUCACAUCACAAACCCACAAACCUUGAAACCUCAUCUUCACGAUUAACCGAAUCAUCCCUCGUCUUGUCCGCGGCAGCCCAACGGUACAUGUCUCCUUAGGGAACCAAAGCGUAAGUGUUUGUCCUUGUCCCUUGCAUUCCC